This is a messenger RNA of Chironomus riparius, 2934 nucleotides long. NCBI's taxonomy places the organism in Eukaryota, Metazoa, Arthropoda, Insecta, Diptera, Chironomidae. The record is from the annotation of a GenBank genome assembly.
AUGAACAAGUGCAAGGAGCAAUUCUGGUGCAAACCACACUCAAACAUUGAAGUUUUGAUGGAAAAUUCUUCGCUUCCGAUGAGAACAAGUUGUGCAUCUGGAUGCUCACCAAAAUGGAAAACUUUUGACCUUAACAGCAAUAUUUUGGAUGAUAAAGUUCGAGCUGGUUCAUUUUCACCAGGCAUUAGUUCAUUUAUUGGAAGAACUUUAGUCAACGGUGAACUUCAAAUUGGCAGAAUUCAAAUUUCACAUCCAGCUGGGUUGUAUUAUUCUCUUGAUGGAUCUGUAAGGUUCACAAACUCAUCAAUUGAUUAUUUAGAAAAUUCAAAUUUUAUUUGGAAAAAUUCAUCGCAUGGAGCUUUAGUUAAAGAGGCUGUUACUGUACAAGCUACAAGGAAUCUGCCGUUUUAUAUUGGUAGGCAUCAAGUUGAUGGUCUCAGUUAUGUAGGAACGGUUGUUAGGGUUCUUGGGCUAAUGUAUUAUGGCGAUGAGAAUGGAAUUGAAAGGACGACUGAUUGCUAUGAAGUGCUGACAUGUCAAAAUGUUAAUGAUAGUGAUUUAGACGCUCGUCCAUCUGGUAGUGCUGAAAAUGCAGAAUUUAAUAAUUCAGAAUACACUGAAAGCAUUGAAAAUGAAUCCACAGCAUCAUCAAUAGCUACAACUACUGAAUCAGCUCAAAAUUCGGUCCAUCGACCAAUAAUUUAUCCUUCAGAUCAUUCAGGUUUAUCUGGAAUUAAUACAACAAUUAUUUUAUCAAGCUUCCUUGAAAAUUCAUCACAAAAUCCGCAUAUUGAGAACCAGACUAUCAUUCAAGACAUUAAUAACAGCAAUGGAUAUAGCUACCAUCCUCCAUCCUUACCAUUUUCAUCAUCAACAUCUAAUGAGCACUCCCAAGAUAAUUUCAGCACAAUUGCAUCAAUCACAAGUCAAACUAUAAGCACAGAAAGCUCAAACAUAUUAACUGAAGCAGCCACAGCUUCAGCUUUCUCAAAACCACCAACCACAGCAUUGACAUUCAUGCAAUCAAACUCAACUGUAUCAUCAUACACAUCUCAAACUGCAUCUCCAACGAACAUUACAAAGCCACCAGAAACUGCUCUAAUUUCGAUGCAUUCAUGGACACAAGCACCUCCAUUAUCGUAUAAUGAAAUUUUAUCAACCACUCUUGUGCCACAAAUGAGUUCAAUAAGUUCAUCAACAGCCACAACAACGAAUGCUGAAGUUAAUGAAAAUGAAGAAAGCUUAAGUGAAAAUGCUAGUGGAAUUGGAGGUGAUUUUGGGAUGAAUACUGAUGAGGAAUCGACCUUAAGUCCAAUUGACAGUGGCAAUGAGGAGAAUUUACAUCAAAUUACUGGUAAUUUAGUUCAAAGUGUGGUUGAAAAUGAAGGAGAUGUAGAGGAACUUGAUAUUGGUUCGAAUUACAGUCAAGCUACAUCAACUGAGGGAAUUGUAGAUAGAUUUGAACUUAAUAAUACUCAUGCAAUUGAAAAUGUUGCUGGCAAUUCAGUAAUACAAAUUAUUCAACAUCCAGAAGCUCAAAAUACGGAAAAUCCAUCAAUAAUGUCAAUAUCAAUCACCAAUCCAACAAUUGCACAGACAACAACAGUAAAAUCCACAAGAAGAACAACAACAAAAGCUUCAAACUCUUCCUUGACAUCCACAGAGAUGAAUUUCAUUUUCACAUCAACUGAAGCUAAUGACUUGACAUCUGAAAAUAAUACAACAAUGACUCCAAAAUUUAAUGAGUCUGCAUCUCCAGUCUUAAUAUCAUUGGGUUCUUCUGGAUCUAGUGAGUCAGUAACAAGUAGCUACAGUGUUCAUACUACAGAUAUCGUGGAUAUUCCAGGUCAUGUUCAUCUGACUGAUACUCAAAUAACUAUGAUGCCGGCAAUUCCUCAAGCUCAUACCACGGCAACUACUAAAUCACCCCAAGUUUUCACAACUUCUACCUCUAAAGUUACUGAAACAAUGUCAGAGACAUUAAAACCUGAUCUAGUAAAUCAAAAUACUUCAACAACUGCAUCAGUCUCAAUAGCAUCACCAACAACACCAAGUAAUCUUCAAGAAUCAAACUUAUCAUCGAUAUUUCUCACCUCAGAAGAUCAUAAAGAAGCAUCAAUACCUACAACAACCACAAAAGUUGAGGAAUCUACACAAACAAUCUCUUCUAGACCAACACCUUCAAAAUAUACAACCAGAUCGACGACAUCUAGAACCACAAGAACUAAGUUGACCAGAAGAACAACUACAAAAAGAACUCCAAUAGAAAUAGCAAUAGAACUUCAAAAUGAGGGCAAUUCUAAACCUGGAUGGUUGUUUACUACAUCAGGAACAACAGAAAGUGUGAAUAAAAAUCAAAUGAGUGUCGAUAGUACCGAUACUGGAGGAGAUACCAGCACAGAAGAGUUUGUAGUAAAUGAAGAUAAGGAAAUGUUUGAGUGUGUUCCUCAUUGGAAACAACUACCGGCAAAGCCAUCAUUCUUAUUCGAUGGCAUCGAAAUCACUUCACAAAACGCAAAUUUCCUCUCUCAUAUUGGCAAAAUAAACAUCAGCAACUCAUACAUCCUCGGCAAAAUUGAUAUAAAUCCUCAAAAUUUGCCAGCAUUCUCAUUUAGCUUCAAUAAUUCAAACCAAGUGUCAACAACAAACACAAUAAGUUAUUUAUCGAAAACACAACUUCAAAACUUUUCAUGGAAAAUUUCAUCCAAAGGACUUGCUGUAAAAAAUGCAAUUUCGAUCAAUCAAACAGGAAAUUGGCCUUACUAUAUCGGAAGAAUUAAGAGCAAUGGAGUGAUUUUAAUUGGAAAAGUUUUACCAUCAAUCGGACUAGUUUAUGCUGACAAGUAUGGAAAUGAAAAGAUUACAAAAGCUUAUGAAGUGCUGACUUGUGAGACUGUGGUUGAUGAGGUUUUGGGUUGUGAGGUUAAAAAUUGA